AUGGCGACAACUUUGACCGGGGGUAACCCACAUAUUGUCCAACUCCCUACGACGCCUCCAAGUCUUGGUGGAUGUGACCCCCAAGCUAUCAUUCAGCAAUGGUUCAACGCCUUUCAAGCACAAUUAUCGCAGCCCGACUCAAUUGAUCUGAAAUAUUUGUUUCACCCCGAGUCAUGGUGGCGUGACAUGCUAGCCUUGGACUGGGACAUGCGUACUCUCCAUACAGCCGCUGAGAUCCAAGGCUUCCUGCGCAAGUGUCAGGCCCAUGCCAAAUUGUCUGGCUUUAAGCUUCAAACCCAAGGCAAAUGGCAGCCGAAGGUGGAACAGGUUAUUGAUGGAUUAAGUUGGAUAUCUAGUAUGUUCUUCUUUGAAACGGCCGUUGGGAAAGGCUCCGGCAUGAUUCGGUUGACCCAGGGUGCCGACGAAUGCUGGAGAGCGUAUGCGGUGUAUACAUCGUUGCAGGAGAUGACGGGGGCCGAGGAGCCUAUGGGGAAGCGAAGAGCAGAGGGUACUACAGAGUCUAUGCCCGGGGGAAUGGCUGGUGGGACGUGGAUUGAACGGAGAGAGAGACAGAAGGAAUUCCUAGACUCAGAGCCAACUGUUUUGGUUGUUGGAGCUGGUCAAGCGGGAUUGAAUAUGGGUGCUCGCCUGCAAAACCUUGGGCUUUCCUGUCUAAUUGUUGAUAAGCAUCAACACGUGGGUGAUAACUGGCGUAAGCGGUACCGGACUCUGGUCACCCACGACCCGGCCGAAUUCACGCACAUGGCAUAUCUCCCUUUCCCACAGAACUGGCCCCAGUUCACACCUAAAGACAAACUCGGCGACUGGUUCGAGGCCUAUGCAAGCAUAAUGGAACUGAAUGUCUGGGUCAAAACAUCCGUGGCAUCUGCCGAAUAUAAUGAUGCCACUGCUGAAUGGAAGGUAAAUGUUACUCGCGGUGACGGAACCUCACGCACUCUACGGCCACGCCAUAUAGUGUGGUGUACGGGACAUUCGGGUGAAGCCCGGAUUCCAAGUUUCCCAAACCAGGAAUCCUUCCAGGGAACUCUGUACCACGGCAGCCAACACACCGAUGCCUCGGACUCAGAUGUGCGUGGGAAGAAGGUCGUUGUUGUCGGCACAGGAAACAGUGGGCACGACAUUGCACAGAACUACUAUGAAAACGGUGCCGAUGUGACUAUGCUACAGCGCAGCGGAACAUAUGUUAUCACUGCCGACAAGGGCGUGUUUAUGAUGCAUGAAGGCCUGCACGAAGAUGGCGGGCCCCCAACCGAAGAAUGCGAUAUCGUCUCCGAAAGUCUGCCCUUCCCCGUCCAAUUCGCCCUAAGCGUACACGGAACAAAGCGCUUCGCAGCCGCCGAAAAAGAAACACUGGAUGGCCUCCGUAAAGCAGGUUUCCAACUUGACUUUGGUGUGGACGGUGCUGGUAUUGCGCGUGCUUAUUUCACACGCGGUGGUGGCUACUACAUUGACGUUGGCUGUAGUCAACUUAUUAUCGAUGGCAAGAUCAAGGUCAAGCAUAGUCCGCGCGGGAUCACAGGCUUUGGGCAUCGUGAGCUAUUCCUCGAGGACGGUAGCACUUUGCCGGCCGAUGUUGUUGUCCUGGCUACCGGGUAUGAUAAUAUGCGCACUACUGUUCGGAAAGUACUUGGCGAUAAGAUUGCCGAUCGUUGUCAGGAUGUGUGGGAUUUGGAUAAUGAGGGAGAGCUUCGAGGGAUGUGGCGACCUAGUGGUCACCCUGGCUUCUAUUACUUUGGUGGCAACCUUGCUUUAUGCCGGAUUUACUCCAAAUUCCUGGCAUUCCAGAUAAAGGCUGUUGAGACUGGCCUUUCGACUGGCAAUCGUCGGCAUUAG
This is a messenger RNA of Penicillium longicatenatum, 1854 nucleotides long. Its product is annotated as putative flavin-binding monooxygenase. Gene Ontology annotation, molecular function: monooxygenase activity; flavin adenine dinucleotide binding. The coding region runs from base 1 to 1854 and encodes 617 amino acids. Lineage: Eukaryota; Fungi; Ascomycota; Eurotiomycetes; Eurotiales; Aspergillaceae. The record is from RefSeq and is a predicted model, not a curated record. The transcript has 3 exons.